This is a messenger RNA of Thrips palmi, 1753 nucleotides long. RefSeq lists its product as uncharacterized. The record is from RefSeq and is a predicted model, not a curated record. The coding region runs from base 230 to 1726 and encodes 498 amino acids. Lineage: Eukaryota; Metazoa; Arthropoda; Insecta; Thysanoptera; Thripidae. The transcript is spliced from 2 exons.
AUGUUAUAUGUUGGCAACACUUGUUGUAGUUCUGUAAACAGCCGCCUAGAGCGCGCCCUCUGUACAGCCUCCGAGCAGCUGAUGCUCUUGUUGUCAAUCCGCCGUCAAGCCUGCCCAAGUAAACAUCUAUUGAACGCUACCGCUGAGUUGAGAUUCACUGAACCCUACCAUCCAGAACUUAGCACAUGGUGAUCAGCUGUGAAGAAGAGAGAACUCCCGCAUCAAGAAAAUGGCUGACGGCGGAGAAGGCCCUGAACCCCCAAGACCGGUGAUUAGAAUCCAGCAACCGGACCCAUUCAACUGGAAUGCAGAAGAGUGGCCGGCGUGGAGUACACGUUUUCUGCGUUACCGGCGCCUAUCCAAGCUGGACAAGGAUGCACCGGCGACGCAACUGGACGUACUUCUAUACCUGAUGGGCGAAAAGGCGGACAUCGCUAUGAAAACCUUCAGGUAUGCGCCGACGGAGUCAAAUGAAAAUGUCCUACAUGUCAUGGACAAGUUCACCGAGUACUUCGGAGGCAAAAUCAAUGUCAUCUACGAGCGAGCUAAGUUCAAUCAAAGAAGUCAGCGAGCAGGGGAAUCCGCGUCUGAUUUCAUCACGGACUUAUACUCCAUGGCAGAGAAGUGCAAUUAUGGGGAGUUGCGAGAAGAGCUCAUCAGAGACAGGAUUAUCGUCGGCAUCUCAAACGUACAGCUGUCUGCUGCGAUGCAAAUGGACGCCACAAUCGACUUGGCCAAGGUCAGGGAACGUGUGCUGCAAGCAGAAGACGUCGGAAAACAGCUGCCAGUGCUGCGCAACGGACAUGGCGACGCGGCUCAAGCGCAGAUCAACUUCGUGAGAAAGAGUAAGAAACCCUUCACUAAACCCAAAUCUCACACUAAUGCGCCUUUGCCCAACCAGGACAAGUCCAGGAAGCCCGCCGCAAACCAGUCGCGGCAAUCCAAGCAACCGAAACCGUGCAAGAAAUGCGCCAGGACUCCAAGCCAUCCGUACUCCCAGUGCCCAGCCAAGGAUUCAAUUUGCGGCAGAUGCAAGAACAAGGGCCAUUGGGCAGUGGCAUGCUUCACCGUCAUCAACGAGGCAACGGCGGAGGACCAGCCCCACGCCGAGGAGGUUACGUACUACCUGGAUUGCGUAUCAGCUGACUUGCGAGGUAAAUCACUUAGAGUAGACAUAACCUCAAAUGGCACACCUGUUCGUUGGAAGAUUGAUUCAGGCGCUGACAUUCCGAUCAUUGGGGACAAGACUGUGGACGUGUUGAAGCCCGAAGAUGUUUUGGACCCCGGCGUGAAGGUUAUGUUGGCAGGGCAAGUGCAGGCAAACGUCACUGGGAAGUGCCAAAUUCGGUUGGAGUGGAAACAGAGAGUCUACGACAUUUGGGCUUAUGUCAUUCCAGACCAGAAGGAGCCGCUUCUCUCAAGAUGCCUUGCACUGGAAAUGGGUCUCAUCAAGCUAGCACCAGAGCCAACCAAGAAUGCCAUCGAGGAACUACUGCAGCUGGACGCCAUCGAGCCAGUGACAGAGCCUUCGCUGUGGUGUGCCCCAUUGGUCCCCGUUCCAAAACCAGACGGAACAGUGAGACUGACCAUCGACUACACUGCCUUGAAUGAGUAUGUAUUGAGAGAGUGUUUUGAAAUGCCAACUGUUGAUGAAUCCCAGCAACCAUUGGGACUGAUGCAAAGGUUUUCAGCAAAUUGGAUGCUAAGUGGGGGUACUGGCAGGUAAAGCUGGCUGCAGAAUGCAGAAGUUUUA